AUGGGCGCAGAGCCGAGGCCCGUGCUGCUGCGCCACGUGCUGCGCUGCUUCCAGCGGCUGCAGCAGCAGCUGCCCGCGGGGCUCCGGGGAGUUGAGUGGCUGGACAUCUUGCCCUUCGCUCCUGCUGCGCUGCAGCAGAGGCUGCUGAGAGCUGCUGCUGCAGGUUUGAUGCGGGAGCGGGGGCUGGCGCUGGACGCGGCCGUGCCGCUGCUGCUGCAGCAGCAGCAGCAGCAGCUAGCUGCAACCCGCAAGAAAGACGCAGCGCGGCUGCUGCGCGCCGCGCUGCCGCUGCAGCAGCAGCAAACCCUCCAGGCCCAAGUCCAGGCCAAGGCGGCCACCAGGGGCUGGAGUCCGAAGAAGCAGCGGCGGAAGCUGCGAAGGGCAAUUCGAAAAGCAGCAGCAGCAGAGCUGCAGCGGCUCAAGACGCGGCUUGCUGCUGUCAGGGCUUCUCCCCUCAACGCGCCCCCCAAGGGCGUCCACAACGAGCUGCAGGACGAGGCCCGGCCCGCCGCGAUCGAGGACUGCAGCAGCAGCACCAGCAGCAGCAGCAGCAGCAGCAGCAGCAGCCUGGUGAGAGUUGAACAGGGAGGAAUGGACACAGCCACUGCUGCACUGCUCGCCACGAAAUUCACAGCCUCCGAGCUGCCUUUGGCGGAAGCAGCGGAAGAGCGAGAGGCGCAGCAGCAGAAGCGUGCAGCUGCAGCAGCAGCAGCUGCAGCAGCAGCAGCAGCCAAAGCAGCGGAAGCUGCAGCGGGGGAGGCGGAGGGGGACGACAGCGAGACCGAGAGCAGCAAACUGCUGCAGCAAUGCGACGGAAGCGCGAAGAAGAGAAAAAGAAGCAAAAAGAAGCAGCAGCAGAAGGAGCUGCUGCUGCUGCCUUCCACCAGUGCUUCUGAAAGUGAACAGGAAGCAGAUCAGGACGGACCCGCGCUGGUGAUGGUUCCUGCAGCAAAACAAAGAGUCAAAAAUAAAAACAAAUCCAGAGUUGAAUUCAAAGAAAAAGCCGAAAAGAAACACAAAGUUAAAGAGCCAGAGGAGCUGCAGGCGCUCGAAGUCCAGGCAGAGGUUUCAGAAACGCCGAAGAAGAAAAAGAAGAAAAAAAGCAAAGAAUGCGACGAAGAGCUCACUUGA
This is a messenger RNA of Eimeria tenella, 1131 nucleotides long. RefSeq lists its product as uncharacterized. The record is from RefSeq and is a predicted model, not a curated record. The coding region runs from base 1 to 1131 and encodes 376 amino acids. The transcript has a single exon. Lineage: Eukaryota; Apicomplexa; Conoidasida; Eucoccidiorida; Eimeriidae.